Acytostelium subglobosum LB1 is the source of this 669-nucleotide messenger RNA. RefSeq lists its product as hypothetical. The record is from RefSeq and is a predicted model, not a curated record. The transcript has a single exon. Bases 1 to 669 code for a protein of 222 amino acids. Lineage: Eukaryota; Evosea; Eumycetozoa; Acytosteliales; Acytosteliaceae.
AUGAUUGGUGAUAUUUCAUUCAAUAGUCUAACUGUACUUGGUCAUAAUAAUGAUGACAACAUCCAGGGAGAGGCAUCAAAGUUAACCUUUAGAAUGGAGAAUGGCAAAUUCAAAGUCAAAGAGGCACGCUUCACCAAUACAUACCUCUCAUUAUCUGGUGUCAAUGUUACCGGUGACAUUAAGAUGGGCAACAACUCACUUUGUUACCUCUAUCUAUCAAUCAUUGAAGACUCAAUCUCGAUAUCUGGCAACAACAAUCUCAAUCUCUGGAAAUCAUACGUGGCCAACUUGAAGUCAGAGGGUACCUCAGCAUCUUCGAUGAUUCCUUCAUCUCCAUUUGACAAAGUUGGGAAACUUUUCGAUGAUGUCGAUAUUGGUAGUGCUCAAGUCUCACUGCCCGCCUCAGUCUUUGACAUGCGCUUUGCAUCGUGGACCGUAACAUCGUUCUACAAUUUAACUUCGAUAAAAGGUUACCAAUGUCGUCUAGUCGUCUCGGGUACUGUUCAUGUCCUUGGUAGCAUUGACCUUGGUGUCAAUGGAAUAUGGACAUUCGAGAAGUUCCUCAGCACAGGAGGUCGCCUUGUACCCUUUCGCGACGAUCACAUCUGGUCCACCAUUCCAACUUGGCAAUGGACUCCUCGAGUCUGGAAACAUCAUGAUCAACAGUGA